Molecule: messenger RNA, 904 nt
Organism: Castor canadensis (American beaver)
Lineage: Eukaryota; Metazoa; Chordata; Mammalia; Rodentia; Castoridae
Gene: Ccl24
Product: C-C motif chemokine ligand 24
Biological process (GO): eosinophil chemotaxis; positive regulation of GTPase activity; positive regulation of cell migration
Cellular component (GO): extracellular region
Molecular function (GO): chemokine activity; CCR chemokine receptor binding
Source: RefSeq, a predicted model, not a curated record
GGGUAGGGGGAGCAAGCUGGGGUGCUCUGCAGGAACCAUCUCAAUACCCCAGAUUCUUUUCCCAGCGCCCCGGCUUUGUGCUCUGAGCUGCAGCCUCUGCUCUGCAGAACAUGGCAGGUCCCAGGAUGAUUGUACUUGGCCUCCUUCUCCUGGCCUUCUGUGCACACUGCAUCAGCCCCACAGGCUCUGUGAUCAUCCCCUCUUCUUGCUGUAUGUCAUUUACUUCCAAGAAAAUUCAGGAGAACCGAGUGGUAAGCUACCAGGUGGCUAACAGGAGCGUCUGCCCCAAGGCAGGGGUGAUUUUCACCACCAAGAAGGGCCUUAAGUUCUGUGGUGACCCCAAGCAGGCAUGGGUCCAGAAGUACAUAAGGAACCUAGAUGCCAAGCGGAAGCGGUCUUCCUCAGGCCCCAGGCCAGUGGGCGUGAAGGGCGUCAUCCAGAGACACUGUGGCAACAACACCGCGUUCUAACCAACACCUGCCUCCAUCCUGGAACUUGGACAUGGCCUUGGUCUUUCACCAGGCGGCCUAGGGCCUGGGAAAGCCAGCCUGGGUAGAAUCAGAGCUAAUUUUCCUCUUCUUAGCAUUGCUCUCAGGGAAUGUGUCUAUCCUAUUAAAAACCCAGUCUGGGGGCCGGGCAUCAGCUCCCAGCAUUCUGGACCUCCCUGAGUUGGGUGAGAGGCUCCAAAGGAGAGCAGUGGCAGCCCUGUGGCCUAUUCCCCCUGACCUGGAGCUGGCCUGUCUGUGACUGGCAAGUCUGUCAGAGCCCUGGUGUCCCUUGCUUGCCUCUGACUUUGAAGCGCCCUCUAAGGCUUGCUAUCUGUCCAUCUGGGGAUGUUGUAUGUCAGCAGUGGCUCAAAAUGUCCCAACUUCCAGCACUUUGAAUAAAGAAAAAACAAGAAAAA